AUGGAAAUGCAUUCGCGUUGUAUUCACCCGCGUGUUGGUGCGGAUGAAGAGGAGGAGACAGUGUUCUCCCUGGCUCACGGAAGGAGGCUGUUAACCUUGCAUACAGCGAUUCGAAAUGACAGCUCCUUCAACUUCUUCAUAUUUUUCUUCGUCUUCUUCGCUCAGUGCGUAGUUUUGCUGAUUCAGUUUCUUGGUAUCAUGAAUUGGGGAACUUGCGGACUUCUUGUCGGCUUGGGUAUUAUAAAAACGAAUCCCGGUCUUGGCGCUUUUAUCCUCACUCUGGCUGUCAUUUUUGGUCUCGAAACGCUCGUGUGUGCCUACUAUCUUGUGCAGGUAGGUUUUUUGAAUUUACCUGCUUUGCUGUGUCCAGUUGCAAGUCCAUUCAUUCCCGACGGAAUCCCAGACUGUUCUACUAUUACCUAUGAUUAA
This is a messenger RNA of Dibothriocephalus latus, 429 nucleotides long. The record is from the annotation of a GenBank genome assembly. Lineage: Eukaryota; Metazoa; Platyhelminthes; Cestoda; Diphyllobothriidea; Diphyllobothriidae.